CAGCCUCGCAGGCUUACGGAGGGGGAGUACUCGUCAGCCAAAGUUCGGUUCCGGAGGGGAAACGGGUUCCUGAGCCAUAGGGAGUAUACGGAGUCGCACCCUGGACCUGGGAUCCAUACCCUAACGCAGUAGGCAAUGACCUCACGGAUGACACCCUUGCAUCGGCCUUCAAGGUCCUUCCCUUUUGGGUUGUCCAGGGCAACUGGCGCCCGGAGAUCGGCGCAACGUUGGGCCGACCGACGCAAGCCCCGCCUUUCCCUCUUUUGGCCCCGCCCCUCUCGACCUUUUUCUUUUCUUCUCCUCUUCUGCUCCUCUGCUCUUCUCUUCGGUCAUCAUCCCUCCCCCUUACUCUUUCAUCCCAUCUAUUUCUCCUUUUACACUCCGCUGUAAACAAUCAUCAUGGCUGCCCCCGCUCAGACGUUCAAGGUCGCCGACAUCUCUCUGGCCGCCUUCGGUCGCCGUGAGAUCGAGCUCGCCGAGAUUGAGAUGCCCGGUCUGAUGGCCAU
Aspergillus steynii IBT 23096 is the source of this 506-nucleotide messenger RNA. RefSeq lists its product as uncharacterized. Bases 136 to 390 code for a protein of 84 amino acids. The transcript is spliced from 3 exons. The record is from RefSeq and is a predicted model, not a curated record. Lineage: Eukaryota; Fungi; Ascomycota; Eurotiomycetes; Eurotiales; Aspergillaceae.